Dibothriocephalus latus is the source of this 666-nucleotide messenger RNA. The record is from the annotation of a GenBank genome assembly. NCBI's taxonomy places the organism in Eukaryota, Metazoa, Platyhelminthes, Cestoda, Diphyllobothriidea, Diphyllobothriidae.
AUGCUUAGUUCGCACAUACACGAACAUAAUUUGGCUGUCGGACGGGGUGACGCAUCGUCGCAAGUGGCUGCCCACACCUAUGGGACGGGCUACGAAUUUAACUUCGCAGCCGCCAGGAUAAUUGCUCACGCCGGCAACAAGACGGGAGGCGGAAUAAUUGAAGCCUGGUCCUCAGACGACAACUCAGUCAACCGAUGUAUUGAGUUAGCGCCAACGUACAUCGCCCUCCGCAUGCAUAUCCGCACGGCCGACAUUGCAAAAUCGAUUGACGGCGUCGCAAGCUUUCGCAUCAUCUUUUCCACCGGUACUCUCUUUGUGUACUUUGCCUGUAAAUGCAAUCCCACAAGUGAGGGAUCACAGGCUACCAACGAGUUUGGAGCCUACACGGCCACAACGCAGUGCUCUGAUGAAAAAUCCUAUAACGGCGAAGCAGUCGGUGGUACCGGGUCUGUCGAGGUAUCAGGUCGUUACGAUUUUACCGGUAUCUGCCUAUUCGAAUUUACGGCAGCUCUGGACGAUGAAAUCACCAUCCAUCCAGGCGAUAAAAUAACACAGAUUCAUCAAUUUGACAAAAAGUGGCUUUGGGGGACGAACCCGAGUGGAAAAGCUGGACGCUUUCCGAAGUCCUAUGUGGAAAUUUUUGAGGAUGAUGCAAAGAACUUGUAA